CGGAAACCCAAAGAAGAAAGGCAGCGCACACUACACCGAAACAAACAAAAUUCACGUUGUUUUCUCUCGGCACUUGUCUUCUUCCACUGGAGCAAAUGGAGAUGCUACCACUCCUAGACCGCCACAAUUAUGCAUUUCCACGUCUAUAAGACCACCACCAGUUUUUAUCCUUUGCUUCCACUUGAUCUCUCUCUCCACUCCUCUCCAUCAAGAAUUCCACCUGCAGAAGUGAGAUUUGUGCGAUUUUUGCUCGGUUUCUUGUGGGGCAGGCUGCGAGCCUGCGAGGCAAGGCAAGGCAGCAGCAAAAGUUGCGAUCUUCAUCGGCUGGAUUCCUCUCCCCAUCCUCUCUCUCUCUCCCCUUCGGCCCUUCCUUCGUGCUUCGUUGUUGAGACCCACUUGCCUUUCUCUCUCUCUCUCUCUCUCUCUCUCUCUCUCUCUCUCAUCCCCCUUCCAACUCCGUCUGGUCCCUGGAAAAAGGAGAUCUUUUGGUGCAAGAUUCGAUCUGCUGUUGCCGCCUUGCUGCGUAAAGAUUUGCUCCUUUCUUGGACUGUUUCUUGGCCGGUUUAGCUUGGUGGUUUCUUGGCUAGCUUGUGCUGUUCUUGAUCCAGACACAGAUUGAGGUGGUGAAUGCUUGUUCCAAGGUCGUGGUUGCUGUUUUUGGUGUGAUCCUGGGUCGCUUUUGGUGGCGGUGGCCUCCCUUGAUUCGUUCAUCUGGGAGAUUUUGGUUGAUGUGGUGGGUUUUCUCGGAGUUCAGUUCCCCAAUUCGCCAUUUUGAUGAGGAGUUCUUCCAACUGUGAGAGCAACUGCGCUCCUCCCUUUUGCUGCCUCCCUUGCCUCCACAAAUCCAAAGAUGAUGCAGACGGUGAUCCGGUGUCCGGGUCUCCGAGUCCGGCCUCUGUCACUGAGGACAAGCCGCCUCUGGUCCAGAAGAUUGAGUCGGCUGCGGCAGCCACCGGCGGCGAUGAUGAUGAUGAUGAUGAGGGUUUUAAGCAGGUGGCGGUGGCUCCCAAGAGUAGCCUGAAGAGGGUUAACUGUGUGGACAACAAGAAUGUGGUGAAAGGCAAUGUGAAGUGGAUGGAUUUUCUGGGGAACGAACUCACACAAGUCAAAGAAUUUGAGCCAAGCGAAUCUGGAGACUCCGACGAUGAAGACGGCAACGCCUGCAUCUGUGUCAUCCAAUGAGCCCAGAGAUCUCCACUGUAAAUUCUGUGAAAAAAAAGCAAAACAAAAACAAAAGAGGAUUGUCUAGUCAGCCAUUAGUCCUUGUCUCUAGAGACUAGAGAACCCCAUUAUUGUGUGUGUUGGUAUCUGGAUGCCAUGGCUUCGAUUGUGUUUUAUCAUCAGCUUCAACAGUAAAAUGUUGUUACAAGUGCAUAGCUUUAGAAGAUUUUCUGCCAAAUGUGUCAUUUUCCUGUC
This is a messenger RNA of Phragmites australis (common reed), 1416 nucleotides long. RefSeq lists its product as uncharacterized. Bases 775 to 1182 code for a protein of 135 amino acids. Lineage: Eukaryota; Viridiplantae; Streptophyta; Magnoliopsida; Poales; Poaceae. The record is from RefSeq and is a predicted model, not a curated record. The transcript has 2 exons.